UAAUUCACAUUAGAUUAAAUGGAGUCAAUUUUUGCAAAUCUACACACAUCAUCAAUACAUUAAAUCAUUAAUUAUCCAGUUAUAUCUUCUUCAUACUCUCUAAAAAUAAUAAAAAAUUGUUGUAGCAACACCUAUUCAUACCAGGACUCAUACAUUCACGCCUAUAAAAACCUCUCUUCCAACACCUUCUCUUCAUAACACAACAAACCCUAUUCUCCAAACAUCCUUAUUCCUUUUCCUUUCCCAACAAUCAUCCGACAACCAUGAAACUCCGGCAAACAUCCGCCGUGUUAACCACCGUCCUUUUUUCUCUCCUCCUCUCACCACUAGCGUCAGCCGCGUCGGAGCGGACUGACGAAGAAAUCAUGGGCCUGUACAAAAACUGGCAGGCCCAUCACGGUAAGGCCCGAAACGGCCUGCCAACCCCAGAUGAUCAAAAGCGGUUUGAGAUUUUCAAAGAUAACUUGAAAUUCAUUGAUGAGCAUAACUCUGUGGACCGGACUUAUAAACUUGGGCUUAACAAGUUUGCUGAUCUGACUAAUGAAGAGUACCGGUCCAGGUUCUUGGGUACCAGGCCCAAGCCCAUUAGUAUUAACCGGAAGGUUAGUCUUCGUUACUGGCCUCUUCCCGGUGACCAGUUGCCUAAGGCCGUUGAUUGGAGGAAAACUGGUGCUGUUAACCAUGUCAAAGAUCAAGGCCAAUGUGGUAGUUGCUGGGCAUUCUCAACGGUAGCAACUGUAGAAGCUAUCAACCAAAUUGUGACAGGAAAUCUGACCUCCUUGUCUGAGCAAGAGCUUGUCGAUUGUGAUCGAGUUGUUGAUCAGGGCUGCAAUGGCGGUCUCAUGGACAACGCCUUUCAAUUUAUCCUUGAAAAUGGCGGUCUAGACACUGAGGAAAGUUAUCCUUACAAAGGUGUUGAUGGCCAGUGUGAUCUUAACAGGAAGAACAACAAAGUUGUGAGCAUUGACGGAUAUGAAGAUGUCCAGCCUUACAGCGAGAAAGCUUUGAAGAAAGCUGUUGCUCACCAGCCUGUUAGCGUUGCUAUUGAGGCUGGUGGCAGAGCUCUCCAGCUCUACCAAUCUGGUAUAUUUAAUGGUCACUGUGGGACAAAACUCGACCACGCUGUAGUGGUUGUUGGAUAUGGAACAGAGAAUGGGAAAGACUACUGGAUAGUUAGGAAUUCAUGGGGCAGUGGAUGGGGUGAGGAAGGAUACUUUAGGAUGCGCCGCAACACCCAUACUUUCACAGGCAAAUGUGGGAUAGCAAUGCAGCCAUCUUACCCUGUAAAGCUAACCAAAGAACCCAUUAAGCCUUUCUCCGUUGUCGAAAGUGAUGAUGGUAAAGUAAGCAGCUUCUGAAGAAAGAAGCUAGGAAUCAUUAAGGAAGUGGCUCAAACUAUGAAGGGGAUUAAUAUUUUUUUUAGCUCUUCUAUGAAGUCACUUUAAUUCGAAAUCACGCAUUAUUUCCUGUUUUAGAGAAUUAAUAGGAGCCUACAUGGCUGCCUCUAUUUGUGUAUAUAAGCUAAAAGUUAGAUUGCAUCUCCUGGGGAUAAAAUACAGAGGAUGUUGCAAGUUUUUUAGAAGUUUAGCUUUCAGUUUCUUUUAAUUAAUGAAAGGUCACUUCUUUUCUAUUUCAUA
Chenopodium quinoa (quinoa) is the source of this 1637-nucleotide messenger RNA. RefSeq names its product cysteine proteinase COT44-like. The record is from RefSeq and is a predicted model, not a curated record. The transcript is spliced from 3 exons. Gene Ontology annotation, cellular component: lysosome. Bases 264 to 1358 code for a protein of 364 amino acids. Gene Ontology annotation, molecular function: cysteine-type endopeptidase activity. Lineage: Eukaryota; Viridiplantae; Streptophyta; Magnoliopsida; Caryophyllales; Amaranthaceae.